AUGGCGUGGGACAUGUGCAACCAGGACUCUGUAUGGAGUGAUCUCGAGUGUGCUGCUCUGGUUGGUGAAGACCAGCCUCUUUGCCCAGAUCUCCCAGAACUUGACCUCUCUGAACUAGAUGUGAACGACCUAGAUGCAGACAGCUUUCUGGGGGGACUCAAGUGGUACAGUGACCAGUCAGAGAUCAUCUCCAAUCAGUACAGCAAUGAACCCGCCAAUAUAUUUGAG
Antrostomus carolinensis (chuck-will's-widow) is the source of this 228-nucleotide messenger RNA. Its product is annotated as peroxisome proliferator-activated receptor gamma coactivator 1-alpha-like. The transcript has 2 exons. Gene Ontology annotation, biological process: positive regulation of transcription by RNA polymerase II. Gene Ontology annotation, cellular component: nucleus. Gene Ontology annotation, molecular function: transcription factor binding. Lineage: Eukaryota; Metazoa; Chordata; Aves; Caprimulgiformes; Caprimulgidae. The annotation marks the transcript as partial. The record is from RefSeq and is a predicted model, not a curated record.